Messenger RNA from Camponotus floridanus (Florida carpenter ant), 1202 nucleotides. RefSeq names its product cytoplasmic tRNA 2-thiolation protein 1 (gene Ctu1). Gene Ontology annotation, molecular function: tRNA binding. Gene Ontology annotation, biological process: tRNA wobble position uridine thiolation. The transcript is spliced from 6 exons. The record is from RefSeq and is a predicted model, not a curated record. Lineage: Eukaryota; Metazoa; Arthropoda; Insecta; Hymenoptera; Formicidae. Bases 139 to 1149 code for a protein of 336 amino acids. Gene Ontology annotation, cellular component: cytosolic tRNA wobble base thiouridylase complex; mitochondrion.
AUAACCUCGAUCGUACGUUAACGAAGAGAUAUAAAGACAUUUUUGUAUAAUCUUUCCUUGUUACUCUCAAAUAAAUUGAUAUAUAAUACAAUUUUAUAAUUUAUCAUCGAUAACUCAAAAAGAGAUAAAACAACCAAAAUGCCUGUUUCUUGUUCCACAAAAUGUGGAAGAGAUGCUAUUUUAAAGAGGCCAAAAACUGGUGAUACAUUGUGUAAAGACUGUUUCUUUUUGGCAUUUGAAACAGAGAUUCAUGAUACAAUUGUCAAUGGUAAAUUGUUCAAACCUGGUAACAAAGUCGCCAUUGGAGCAUCAGGUGGAAAAGAUUCGACUGUACUUGCAUAUGUUUUGAAAACUCUCAAUGAAAGGCACAAAUAUGGAUUAGAUCUAUUUCUUUUAUCCAUUGAUGAAGGAAUUACUGGAUAUAGAGAUGAUAGUUUGAAAACUGUAGCACAAAACAGAGAUGAUUAUGGCAUUCCACUUAAAAUCUUAUCAUAUAAGGAAUUAUAUGGAUGGACAAUGGAUUCUAUAGUUACAGAGAUUGGCCGUAAAAACAAUUGUACAUUUUGUGGUGUUUUUCGAAGACAAGCACUGGAUAGAGGUGCUGCAAUUUUGGGGGUAGAUUGCAUUGUAACGGGUCAUAAUGCAGAUGAUAUUGCUGAAACAGUGUUAAUGAAUGUCUUAAGAGGCGAUAUUGCCCGAUUGCAAAGAUGUACAUCUGUAAUCACUGCAGGUGCAGACUCCAUCAUGCGUUGUAAACCACUGAAAUAUGCAUAUGAAAAAGAAAUUGUUAUGUAUGCAUAUUUUAAGCAUCUAGUAUAUUUCUCCACAGAAUGUGUAUAUGCUCCAAAUGCUUACAGAGGUCAUGCACGAGCUUUUCUAAAAGAUUUGGAGAAAAUAAGACCUUCAUCCAUUAUAGACAUAAUACAUUCAGGUGAGCAGUUGCAAGUGAAAGAUAGUAUAAAGAUGCCAGAAAGAAGAAAUUGUACUCGAUGUGGAUUUGUUUCAAGUCAAGAAAUAUGUAAAGCUUGUGUUUUACUAGAAGGUUUGAACAGAGGAUUGCCGAAACUCGGUAUUGGCAAAUCUAAUAAAGCUAAGAAGAUAAUGGAUUUAGAUAAAAGAAAUGAACAACAGCAAAGUAUAGAUUUUUGAACUCUUCAUGUAUUUAAAUAUACAGGUAAAAUAUAUAUUUUUACAGAAAAUAU